Molecule: messenger RNA, 629 nt
Organism: Vitis riparia (riverbank grape)
Lineage: Eukaryota; Viridiplantae; Streptophyta; Magnoliopsida; Vitales; Vitaceae
Product: anaphase-promoting complex subunit 11
Exons: 3
Coding region: 1-405 (134 amino acids)
Biological process (GO): positive regulation of mitotic metaphase/anaphase transition; protein ubiquitination; anaphase-promoting complex-dependent catabolic process
Cellular component (GO): anaphase-promoting complex; nucleus
Molecular function (GO): cullin family protein binding; zinc ion binding; ubiquitin protein ligase activity
Source: RefSeq, a predicted model, not a curated record
AUGGUACAACAUGACUUAUUUUGUGCUUUUUGUAGAAACUGUUUUCCCUUAACCUAUUCACUUGUGAAUGCUGCCUGGCUUUCAAACAGAGUAUGUUCUCUUAAUCCCUUAUAUAUUAGAUCUUAUUUGAACUCCAAAUACAGAAUAUUUGGUACAGAUUUUUAUAUCUGGUGGCAUGCUGUCGCAUCAUGGACAUGGGAUGCCCAAGAUGAAACCUGUGGGAUUUGUAGGAUGGCAUUUGAUGGUUGUUGUCCUGAUUGUAAACUCCCUGGAGAUGAUUGCCCACUAAUUUGGGGUGCUUGCAACCAUGCAUUCCAUCUCCAUUGCAUCUUGAAAUGGGUGAAUUCGCAGACUCCUCAAGCGCAUUGCCCCAUGUGCCGUAGGGAAUGGCAGUUCAAAGGAUGAAAUAUGCAAGUUGUAUGAAUUCUUUGUCUAUAUCUCUAUAUGUCUCAGAAGGGUAUUAGUUGAUAUUAGAUGGGCAACACUUUACCUGGAAAGUUAAAGGUUUCAGUCAUAUAUUUAGCUUUGUUUAUGGCACAAAAACCCCCUUUACUAAUUUGAAACCCGUUAACUAUUAUAAUCCUUUACCAGAUAAUAAUGAUGUUUGGUGAUCAUACAUUGGCAUUUUA